AGUGACAUUGCAUCAUACUUCUGUGAUCGUGCUAUCUUAGCUCCUACAAAUGAAGUUGUCUCUGAGAUAAAUAGAAAAAUGAUCGCAGAGUUACCAACAAAUGAGAUGUUAUAUUACAGUGCAGAUUCAAUUGAUGACACUUCCUCAAACCUUUCCACGCUAGAGGCAUUGUAUCCCACUGAAUUUUUGAAUACCAUUCCCAUGAAUGGGCUACCAGACCACGUGUUGCAUCUCAAAAUAGGAGUUCCCAUAAUGUUAUUGCGUAAUCUUGACCCCUCUCGUGGUCUCUGUAAUGGAACUAGACUUAUUGUUACCAGGGCCGGGCCGGCUAAAUUUGGGACCCUGGUAAUUGAAGGAGAAAUAAUAACUGGGAAAGCCAAAGGUUCUAAAGUUUAUAUCCCACGCAUCGUCACCACUUCAGCCCAGUCUAGGUGGCCAUUCAAAUUGGAGCGUCGUCAAUUCCCAGUACGUCUUUCAUAUGCUAUGACAAUCAACAAAAGUCAAGGGCAGACUCUGGACAGAGUUGGUGUCUAUUUACCAACCCCAGUUUUCUCUCACGGCCAAUUAUAUGUCGCUUUCUCACGAGUAACAUCGCAAAAAGGCUUACGAGUUCUUAUUGAGAACAGUCCUCCAUCACAUGACAAUUGCACACACAAUGUAGUCUACCAUGAAGUUUUUUCUCAUAUCAACGCACAACUUCAUUAA
This is a messenger RNA of Lolium perenne, 705 nucleotides long. The record is from RefSeq and is a predicted model, not a curated record. Lineage: Eukaryota; Viridiplantae; Streptophyta; Magnoliopsida; Poales; Poaceae.